GGUAUAGCCAGUCUAGCUAGUAGCAAGCAAACGAGAAAGGCAACCUGUUGCGUGUGUGACGCCGUGUCGUAUUUUCUUUUGUGCUUGAAAUAUUUUGGUUAAUAUUUUGGGUUCGCUGUUUUUUAUUUAAUUUCGGUGUGUAACUGUUUAAAACUUUAGUUUUCGGUGGCUAGUUUGUGAUGUUUUCGGCGACGAGUUUAUUCGACAGGUAUAGAAACCAUACGUCAGUAAAGUUUGCCUCAAACAAGACUGGUAAUUGUAAGUUGUGAUUCGGCACUACUGUGCAAGCUGCAGGGAGAUGAGCGUAAUGGCGACGAAGAUGAAAGCAUCAACAGCCGAUUUCCUGUCCGGUGAGGGAAUAGAUUUGAGUCCACAGAAAAAAAUCUCGACAGCGAACAUAAUCGGCCAGGAACAGGAUGAUUUGGAUCUGUUGUUGAGUGAAAUCACUGUACAAUUCGAUGACGAAGUUCAAACAUUAUACGUAGGCCCUGUAGAGAUUGUUGACGAUGACGAAAGUAAUGGCGGUGUAGUCGACAGUAAAAUCAACAACCGGAAAACUGGCUCUCAGCAAACGAUUUUGCUGCCACAGAAAGAAACAACACAAUCCAAACAGCAAGAUGCUCAAAAUCCGCUUCCAACGGAGGUUUUGCCGACCGUUGCAGCGACCGAAUGUGUGAAUGACGUCAUCAAAGAGGACGCAAAUAUCGGUAUUCCAGCAAAUGCUAAGGGGGAUAGUGCCGUAAUAACCAUAGAACAACAUCCACCCUCGCCAACGUCGCCGUCUGUGGGCGAUGAGCUUACAGCUUCAGAUACUGGGAAAUCCCCUGAAAAGACAACGACGAUAGAUGCAGCAAACACCACAAAAGACGCUAAUGUCGGCGCGUCAGCGGUAGCGACUGAGAAUAUCACUAAACUAGACGUAGAACAACAAGAGCAGUUGCAACAUCAGCCAGCUUUGCCAGGGGUUGGGAAUGGUGGGGUUUCCCCCAGAGGGGGGACAACGAUGGUUGAUUCAGCAAACGACGACCGUCCCCAUCAUUUGACAGUAGCUCCUGUUGUUAUUGAUCCAAAAAAUGGAGGAGAACUGCAGACGGUUGCUAGCGCAGAUGUAAAAAAGACAAAUCGAUCUAAAGCACAUACGCCGCCAAUUGCUAGCAGCAUUUCGACGCGUGUGACAAGAUCAUCCGCCUCUCCGGUGAAAAUUCCUGCUGCCAAGCCGACGGCAGUCAUAUCCCCAAGCACUAAGCGCAAAGUGUCGCCCGAUCAGUCGUUGCAGAAAUCGCCUGCUAAACGUUCGAAAGCACCAACUACUAUCAAGGAAGAAAUAAAGCAACUUUCGCCAGUUCUACCACUAGGGGCGCAGAAGGACUUGCAACCGGAAGAUAAAUUGCCACUGAUUGAUUCGGUCGUGUGCGAGACAACACCGACACUGAAACAAAAAGAAUACGUUGAAAAGGAAGAAAGUCCAGAGACAGAAGUUAAAAAUUACGCGGAAGCCGAAGAAGAAGAAGAACAAACCCGCGAAGGAGAACUGAUCAUUCCAGAUGUAAUAGCACCGGUAGAAGAAGGCGAACAGCAGCUUCUCGAAUAUAACGUACCAUACGAAAAGGAUUCGUCUCCUGCCGGUAGCGACAGCGGCAUUGAGAACGAGGCAACUGACAAUAGCAAAACAGUACCAAUAUCAGUUCCGGUGCUUGCGCCGGAUGCGAAUGAAUUGGACUCAGUAAACAUUCCAGAAGGUUCUACGGAACCAGCAGCAGAAGCUAGUGAAGCGUUAAAAACAGUAACAAACGAUAAUACUCAUUUGGAAUCGGCUCUAAGCAGAACUGAAAAGCAAACGAAAAACCCUAUUCGCGUAAUAAAAUGUUCGAAAUGUUUUAUGACCUUUAAGCGCGAUCUGUGGUAUAAAAAGCAUCUAAUGAAUUACCACGGGAUAGAUUUGAGUAACAUUGCUCAUUUCCUUUCCAAUUUACAAACCUUAGAUGAGGAUAUCCGUGAUGACACGGAUGAACAGGGUGUUGAUGAAGAGUUUCAGUUAGCCGAGCAAACUCUAGAAGCACAGAGUAUAAACAACAAAAAGACUGAGACUAAUACGGAAGCGAAUUCACGUCAAAACAAUGCAGCAGAGGAACCCAAAGGGACAGCGGAGAAACGUCUGCGACUGGAUGUCCCUUCAACGCCAAGUCCGGCAACUUUGCAGAUGUAUCCCGAAGUAAAGCUCUCCACUAGCAAUGGCAAAAGUAGACAAUCGCGUCGCCGCAAGGAAAAACUGGUACCAAGAAAUACCGAUGCCGGUAUGAAGAUUAAACACGAGUAUCACGCAGCGAUGACAGCACAAGAAGAAUCUACCAGUGGUUCUUCCCAGUCGUCACAACCGUCGCUAAAUGAUAUAUUUGUUGUUACAUAUCUGGAGCGGGCCUUUCUGGAUGGGGCCGAAGGCACCGCAGGGCCACCUGUUGCAAACAAGGAGAAUUCGUCUAAAUCCUCUAAAAUGCUCGACCCAUUGGCAGUGGAUAUGACUCCUUUUGAGCGAGCCAAAAUUGUGGAAGCAGGAACAGAAGGAAACCCGAUUUUCUCGUGUAGCAUCUGUAGCAUGGAGUUCACUGAACUUGCGGCAACUCAGGAACACGUAAACUACACACAUAAAGACGUUAAGCGACGCAGUUGUCCUCAUUGUGGUCGUACGUUUACCCAGACAGGGGACCUAACGCGUCAUGUUCGAAUUCACACUGGUAUCCGACCGUUCAAAUGUCCUUUCGAAGAUUGCAAGUAUGCUUUUAUUUCGUCUGGCGAUCUACACAAACAUGUCCGCCGACAUAAUCAGCACAUUAAUCCGAUUCCUAAGCCUCAUGUUUGCUUAGAAUGUGGCAAAGAUUUUGAGCGCGGGUAUGACCUCAAAAGACACAGUUCGAUGCACGCCAAAGACGACCCCAACCAUGUGGGAUUCAAUUGUGAAUUAUGUGGCAAAACAUUUGCCCGCAAGGAUCAGUACCGCGCUCACACAUAUCGGCACAUUGGCUACAAACCGCACAAAUGUACACACUGCUAUAAAAGCUUCUCCGAUGCGAGCAACUACGCGAAACAUUUGAAGGUACACGACAUGGAUGGGAUCGUCCUAAUCUGUCAUCAUUGUGCGAAACCCUUCAAAAACAAAAUGGCAAUAUCGAAGCACGUAUUCCACUGCAAAUACAAAAAAUCCGAAAGAGACAUUACUUCAGUGAAACGAGAAAUCGCAGUUAAUACCCUCAAACUCAAGAGCCACGAUUCGGACGGUACUCAAUAGCUUCGGUAUAUGUUUAUCGCAAAAGAACAUUGAAAACAGCGGCAGCAGAACAUAGCAAUGUAAGUUCGCGUCUUCAUUCAAAGACACCGAUUCCCACUUCCCCGCCCAACUAGUUUUUAGAAGCAGGAGCUACUACUUAAUAAUUUCUAGAACUACUUUGCUAUAUUACGGUAUGUAAAACUACAAGUUUUCAACCGCAAAUUUACUCUUAAUUUAUGCGCUAAUGUCCUAAUUAACAGUCACACAAUAAGUUUCUAGUUUAACCAACACUAUUUGAGUUGUACGAUUCGGUUGUCUGCAUUUAUGACUGAAAAAAUACAACAGGUCUUAUCUAAUAAAGAUAUUUAUUACAUUACACAAGUGGAAAUAUGAUAUGAUAUAAUACGUUCAGCAAUAAUAAUGCAAGUAAACAAGUGGAUAUUGCGCCAUGUUUCUGUAGAAACAAAUAUACUAGAAUCUGUAUCUUUACGGUGGGAGUGAACUUUUAAAACAGAGCACGAAUUCGAUUGAGUUAAAACCCCCUUUUCAUUACAUUUUAUUCGCUAGUUGUAUCGUUGAAUAAAUUCGGUAUAGAUUUUCUCAUUAAAAUUUCCUGUUUUCCUUUGGUUGAGAAAUUUUCUGUUCGUAACACACCAUGCCUGAACGAUGUGCUACGGGUGUAUAAUUCACCAGGAAAAGUUUAGAGUAAAAAACGGUUCCAUAGGAAUUUUCUGGAAGAAAAAAAAGACAUGACAAAGAAGUGAUUCAAACAGUAUUUCGAAGAACUAAAAUUUGAUACCAAUAUAAUAAUCAUCGAACCACUUAAAUGAUGUCCCUAAUUGAA
Wyeomyia smithii (pitcher-plant mosquito) is the source of this 4106-nucleotide messenger RNA. RefSeq lists its product as uncharacterized. NCBI's taxonomy places the organism in Eukaryota, Metazoa, Arthropoda, Insecta, Diptera, Culicidae. The record is from RefSeq and is a predicted model, not a curated record. The transcript has 2 exons. Gene Ontology annotation, cellular component: nucleus. Bases 299 to 3283 code for a protein of 994 amino acids.